This is a messenger RNA of Penaeus vannamei (Pacific white shrimp), 10575 nucleotides long. Lineage: Eukaryota; Metazoa; Arthropoda; Malacostraca; Decapoda; Penaeidae. The record is from RefSeq and is a predicted model, not a curated record.
AUGUUGCGUUUCAGGAUAGAAGAGGGUCACAUCGACGAAUGCGCCGACCCGAACGCGUGCGGAAGUAACGCCAUCUGUACGAAUCAUCACGGCAACUACACCUGCGCGUGUCCGGAUGGCUUCGUUGGCAACCCUUACGAUGGGUGUGCCGAUUACGACGAGUGCCAGCGAGCCGACGUCUGCGGUCCCCUGGCCAAGUGCCGCAACCGCGAGGGAGGCCACGACUGCGAGUGCCCGCUCGGAUACGAAGGGGACGCUUACUCGAGGGCCGGAUGCCAGAACAUCAACGAGUGCGCGGGUAACCCCUGUGCAGCCAGCGCCAUCUGCGUGGACGGCGUCAACAACUACACCUGCGCGUGCCCGGCCGGUUACAUUGGUGACCCUACGACAUACGUGAACGAGUGCGUCGACCCGAGCUCCGAGCGCGACGACGACGGCGCCGAGACGACCACCAGCGUCACCCUCGACGUCACCCUCGUCGACGACCUGUUCGAGAAGCUGCUGCCGGAGGCGCUGGAGAACGCCAUCAGCCAGGCGGCGUCGAACUGGAGCUUCCCGUGCGGCGAGGCGGCCACGUGCAUCAACACGCCGGGCUCGUACGAGUGCCGCUGCCCCGCCGGCUUCUCGGGGAAGCCCCUCGAGAAGUGCACGGACGUGAACGAGUGCGGGCUGGCCUCCACCUGCGGCGAGAACGCCAAGUGCAUGAACGUCCCGGGCUCGUACAAGUGCUACUGCCCGCGCGGCUUCGAGGGCGACGGCGACGUGGCCUGCAGCACAUGCUAUGUACUUCCAGUAUUCAAAAACGUCGACGAGUGCCAGAGCAACCCCUGCGUGCCAACGCCGUCUGUCGACAGCGUGGGCAGCUACUCGUGCCAGUGCCAAGAGUACUAUACUGGAGACCCUUAUAUCGGAUGCACAUCGACGAGUGCACGGCCUUCAACCGCCCGUGCGGCAUCAACGCCGUGCCAGAACGCCCAGCCGGGAUACACGUGCGUGUGCCCCCAGGGGUACAGCCCCAGCCCCACCCCGGACGUGGCGUGCAAGCAGUCCGCCGUCGACAUCCUGUGCCGCUCCAACUUCGACUGCGUGAACAACGCCGAGUGCCGGACGGGCGUCUGCUUCUGCCGCGACGGGUUCCAGGCCGCGGGCGCCGAGUGCCGCGACGUGGACGAGUGCCGGCUCUCCCCGUGCGGCCCCAACGCCCAGUGCCAGAACGUGCCCGGGAGCUUCCAGUGCUCGUGCAACUUCGGCUUCAUCGGGAACCCGCCCGACGCGGCUUGCAAAAUCAGCCACGUCGACGAGUGCCUGUCGGAGCCGUUCCCGUGCGGCGAGGCGGCCAAGUGCACCAACACCUUCGGGUCGUUCGUGUGCGCGUGCCCCUUCCCGCUGUCGGGUGACCCUUGGUCAAGUGCAUGCCACGGUCAGCGGGCGGAACUGUCAACACUGCGGACAGUUAGGCUAGCAGCUGCCGGGUGUGACGUCACGAGUGUAAACAAGGCUCAGGAGUCAGAACCAUUGCCUAGUUGGGAGUCAUACGAGGGUGAUAGUUUUAUGGAUAUACGCCAGAAUUCUCCGUGUGAAGGCGUCGAGUGUGGGCCGCACGCCACCUGCAAGCCCGAUGGCGUAGAGGCGAUGUGCAUGUGCGAUCCCGGUUGGACUUACGACCCUAAGGACAUCACCGCGGAUGCGUUGGUGAACGUGGACGAAUGCACGGCAGGCAACCGACCCUCAGGGCAGUGCGGAGACAACGCCGUCUGCACCAACACCCUGGGCUCCUUCGCCUGCCAGUGCCCCCCAGGGUUCUCGGGAAAUCCAAACGCCAAGUGCCUGGCUAAGCCCUUAGAUGUCCCCCUAACCACCGUUGCCAUAACCGACCGAACUAACCAACCUCUCGUCUCGCCGCCCCUCGUUGCAUGCGCAGAUAUUAACGAGUGCCUUGGCUACCCGUUCCCUUGCGGUAAGAACGCCAAGUGCACCAACACGCGGGGAAUUACACCUGCACGUGCCCCGAGCCCCUUGGCGGCAACCCCGAAGUGGAGUGUGGUUAGUAUGAAGUCUCCGACGCGAGCGAAGUACGUGGACGAGUGCCGGCGGCCCGGGACGUGCGGGCUGGGCGCCGUCUGCACCAACACCCUGGGCUCGUUCUCCUGCUCGUGCCCGCCCAACACGGUGGCCGACCCCGACCCCUUCACGCAGUGCCUGGACAUCAUGAAGUGCGCGGACGACAACGACUGCCCCGGCAACGCGCUCUGCCUCGCCAACCAGUGCAUGUGUCCGGAGCCCAACAUCGGCGACGACUGCAGGCACCCGUGCGAGGACGUGCGCUGCGGCCCCAACGCCGAGUGCAAACUGAUCAACGGGCAGCCCAAGUGCCUGUGCGCGCAGGGCUACUCCGGCAACCCCAUCGGCGUGUUCGGCUGCACGGACGUGAACGAGUGCGUGAACAACCCGUGCGGCAAGGGCGCGGUGUGCAGGAACGAGCCAGGCAAGUUCACGUGCGAGUGCCCGUCAGGCUUCGAGGGCGACGCGGCCCGCGAGGGCUGCAUCGCCGUCAAGAGCCCGGACUGCAGCGUCUCCAGCCCAUGCCCGACGGGGGAGCAGUGUGUCGAGGACAAGACCCUCGGUUCUAACGUGUGCGUGUGCCAGCGAGGCUACGUGCGCGACCCUCAGACAGGUAGCUGCCGCGACAUCAACGAGUGCCUGGAGACCGUGGGCGGCAAGCUUGCCUGCGGCUCAACGCCAACUGCAAGAACCUGCCCGGGUCCUACGACUGCCAGUGCCCGCCCGGCUUCGUCGGAAACCCCUUCAGCCUCUGCGAAAGUAAGUAGUCAGCGUCUCAGGGUGUGUUCCUCCCUAGAGUGCAACACCCUGGAGUGCACGUGCCUUCCCCCGUACCGCAUCGUGGACGGAAUCUGCGUGCUGGCCAACUGCUCCCUGGGCAACAGGUGUCCCGCGGGAGCCGAGUGCGUCACCAUCCAGGGCGGCCUCAGCUACUGCGCCUGCCCCGCCGGGUACACCACCCUCCCUGACGGAUCUUGCCAGGACGUCGACGAGUGCGUGGCGCGCCUCCCCAACGGGCGCCUGCCAUGCGGUCCCGGCGCCGAAUGUUACAACCAGGUGGGCGGCUUCGAGUGUCGCUGCCCGCCCGACUCCUCGGGAGACGCCUACACCACGGGCUGCUCGAAGGCCCAGGAGAAGUGUUCGAGCGACUCCGACUGCCUCGUGAACGAGCGCUGCGUCCAGCCUGGAAAGUGCGUGUGCCCGCCGCCCUAUUUCGUCGACAACCAAGACAACAACAGGUGCAAGAGCCCGUGCGAAGCCUUCUCGUGUGGCAUCAACAGCAAGUGCACACCCACGGACCCCCCUCAGUGCAUGUGCCAGCCCGGCUUCGUCAACAGAGGCCCCGCCGGCUGCGUGGACAUCGACGAGUGCCGCGAAAACCCCUGCGGCCAGGGCGCCAUCUGCAUCAACGAGAUCGGCACCUUCAAGUGUGAGUGUCCCCCUGGCACCGAGGGCGACCCCUUCAUCGGCACAUGCAACCGAAGGGAGGAGGUCGAGUGCCGCUCCGACGACGACUGCCCCGGCGACCUCGCCUGCACUGACUCCGGGCCCAACGGCGACUGCAUCUCCAUGUGCGAGGGCUUCCUGUGCGGCCCCAACUCGAACUGCAUCGUGGCGAGCGACGGCCCCACCUGCAAGUGCGAGGCGGGCUUCAACGGCAACCCGUUCCCCGGCGGCCACUGCCUGCCCGACCAGUGCUCGGCCGCCAACCCGUGCCAGCACCCGCAGGUGUGCGUCAACGGCCGCUGCAAGGAGCGCUGCGAGGGCGUCGUCUGCGGCGUCGGCGCCAAGUGUGACAAGAACACCAACAAGUGCGUCUGCCUGCCCUUCUUCCUCGGCGAUCCUGACCUGCUCUGCGUGCCUCCGAUCACGCCGCCCCUGUGCACGCCCGGCUGCGGCGCCAACGCCCACUGCGAGUACGGCGAGCCCAACAGGUGCGUGUGCAACACCGGCUACAGCGGCAACCCGUACGCGUCGUGCGCCUCCGAGGACCAGAAAGGCCGACUGCCCACCACGCGCUGCGGCACCAGCGCCGAGUGCCGCCAGGGCGUGAACCGCGUCGACUGCGUGUGCCCCGUCGGCUACCAGGGCAACCCUACGUGGAAUGUGCAUGCCGGACACGGUCGGCUCCGAGUCGUGUCUGGAGAACCCGCCGCCUGCCCCGACUCGCCCUGCGCCACCGUCGUGUGCGGCCCCAACGCCCUCUGCACCGACGGCACCUGCACGUGUCUUCAAGGAUUCAAGGGCGACCCUUCCAAUCUCAGCGAAGGAUGCCAGCCUGCAGGAUGCCAAAACGAUCUCUUCUGCGCUGACAACGAGAUCUGCUUCUCCAGCGGCGGACGCCGUACCUGCGUCGACGCCUGUAACAAGGUUGAGUGUGGCCCCAAUGCAUUCUGUGUUGCACAGGCCCACCGCUCAGCCUGCCUGUGCAAGGACAGCUAUAAGGGUAACCCUAACGACCUCACUGCAGGCUGCCAGCCUGAGGACCGUGAGAGCAAGUGCACCACCGACAGCGACUGCAGCCCCGGCCAGGUGUGCCAGGUGGACGCCCAGGGCCUCAAGGCCUGCGUCGACCCCUGCUUCUCCUACACCUGCGGUCAGAAUGAGAUUUGUUACAGCCAGGCUGGACGCCCUCUCUGCCGCUGCGAUGAGGGCUACCUGCGCAACCCUCAACCAAACAAUGCCAGAGUAAAGCCCAACGUUCCCGACUGCCAAGACGACCGCCAGUGCCCGCUCUCUGAUGCUUGUCGGCCCGACCAGCUGGGCGUCCUCAAGUGCGUGGGCGUCUGCCAGGACUUCAACUGCCCUCUCCACUCCUCCUGCUUCGCCGUCAACCACCGUGGUCAGUGCCAGUGCGACCGAGGCUUCACGGCAACCCCAACGACCGCAGCGGGUGCCGUCCCUUGCCCCGUGACGAGUGCCAGUCCGACGCUCAGUGCUCGGAGACUGAGAAACAAGGCUUGCAACAGACUGGACUUCACUUGCUUUGAUGUCUGCUACGAUGCUUGCGGCGACAAUGCCAUCUGUCUUGCCGAGAACCAUCGCUACAACUGCAAGUGUCCUCCGGGCUCGCGGCCAAACCCGUCUGCCGAGAUCGAGUGCGUGGCCGUGAACCUGUGCGACCCUAACCCCUGCCACACCUCUGCCACCUGCUCACCCGUCGGAGGGAACUACCAGUGCUCCUGCCCCGUCGGAAUGGUCGGCGAUCCGUACACAACCGGCUGCCACCCCAAGGGCAUGUGUCCCAGCGGGAAUGAUGACUGCCCGCUGGACAGCGUCUGCAUCAAUGGCCGAUGCGCCUCUCCUUGCGACCGAGCCUGUGGACCCAAUGCCCAAUGCAACGUCGUCAACAGGAAGCCCAUCUGCACCUGCCCAACGGGAUUCGUCCCCAAUCCGACCCCAGACAAGGGAUGCACCCGCCUGACAUCCUCGUGCAACAAUGAUGCACAGUGCCAAGGAGGCGUGUGCCUGGAUGGACAGUGCAAGGUAGUGUGCCGAGACAACAGCGAAUGUGCCCAAGGAGAAAGGUGCUACAACAACAUGUGCAUGGUGCCCUGCGUCUCGUCUUCACAGUGCCCCACCAACCAGGCAUGUAUUUCUGGCGUGUGUCUCCUUGGUUGCCGCGGAAACACCGAUUGUCCAACAGCGAAUGCCUGCGUCAACAACAAAUGUGAUGACCCGUGCUCCAGGCCGAACGAUUCAUUCCAACACCAACACCACAGCAAGGAUGCGUCCGUGUGUCUGACACAUGUUGCCACCAUCAGUGAAUGUGGUCCAAGCACUGUGUGUGAUUUCGGCCUCUGCAAGCCCGUGUGCCAGCAGAGCAAGGAGUGUGCGCGCAGGUGCAUGCGUGGGCGGCUGCCGAGGCAACAGCGACUGUCGGUCAAUGAGGUGUGCCUCUCCAAGAAGUGCAUGUGCGCCAAGGGGUACCUACCGGGCCCCAGCGGCUGUGUCGACGUCGACGAGUGCCAGGACAGGCCAUGCCACCCGAGUGCCUCCUGUGUCAACGUGCCAGGCUCCUACAAAUGCACAUGUCCCGCCAGCACCGUGGGCGAUCCUUACCAAGCGCCGGGCUGCACCACGCCCAACGAAUGUACCGACGACGCCCAGUGUAAUGGAGACCAAGCGUGUGAGAAGAACGGCGACGGCAUAUUAAAGUGUGUGGCGCCCUGCGCAUCGGCCGUGUGCGGUUCCAACGCCCGCUGCAAGGUGGUCAACCGUAAGCCAGUGUGCGAGUGCGAGGCCGGCCACUUCGGCGACCCCAAUGACCUCUCCGUCGGCUGCGUCAAGGGAGACUGCAUCGUCAACGACGACUGUGCUUCCAACAAACUGUGCGACCUCCUCAGCUAUAAGUGUAUCAACCCGUGUGACAGUGUGAACUGUGGCUUCGGACGGUGCCAGGCGGUAGACCACGCUGCCGUGUGCUACUGCGAGCGAGGCUUCCAGACAGACUCCUCCGGAGGCUGCGUGGAUGUGGACGAAUGCCGUGACACCCCGUGCCACCGCACCGGCCUCUGCCGCAACACCCUGGGCAGCUACUCGUGCGUGUGUCCGGAGGGCCAGGUGGGCGACCCCGUGAUGACGGGCUGCCGCAACCCCGGAGACUGCCUCGACGACAGCGAGUGCCCUAACGCCGCCGCCUGUUUCCAGACCAAGUGCCGCAACCCGUGCGAAAUCCCGGGUGCCUGCGGCGUCGGCGCGCAGUGCCAGACGGUCAACCACAAGGCCGUCUGUUCCUGCCCUCCCCGCACCACCGGCGACCCCUUGUCCAGCUGCGUCGCCGAGUGCCUCGGCCACAACGAGUGCCCGGCUGACAAGUCGUGCGUGAACAACAAGUGCGUGAACCCGUGCUCCAUCCCCGGCGUGUGCGGCAAGAACUCCGAGUGCGUCGCGCGCGCUCACCUGCACCAGUGCUUCUGCAAGCCAGGCUUCACCGGCGACGCCACUCUCGGCUGCACGGACAUCACCUACUGCCAGGUGGAGACGGACUGCCCCGCCGGCGAGCAGUGCAAUGGCGGCGUCUGCCUGCCCCGUUGUACCAGCAACCGAGAGUGCCUCAGCGACCAGGUGUGCAUCGAUGGCGCUUGCGUGCCCAAGUGCAGGUCCAACAACGACUGCCCGACUUGCAAGUGUGCCAGAACAACCUCUGCGUGCCAGAAGUCAAGUGCCGCCAGAACGCCGACUGCAGCACCGACGAGCAGUGCCGCACCAACCUCGUGGGCCAAGCGGAGUGCCGCGAGGUGUGCGACGGACUCACGCUCUGCGGACGCAACGCAGAGUGCAAGGCAAUCAACCACCAAGCCGUGUGCCAGUGCCCGCAGAUAUAAUAGAAGUGUUAAUCCCACGUUUCCCGACGCAGGGCUACUUCGGCGACGCCACGGACGAGCGCCAAGGCUCCAGAAGAUCGAGUGCGAGUGGGACGAGCAGUGCGCGCAGAACCAGCGCUGCGACAACUACAUGUGCAAGAAACGCCUGUGUCUCUCCGAGGGCCACAAGGCGGUCUGCUUCUGCCGCGAUGGGUUCCAGGGCGACCCCCUCAGGGGAUGCCAGCCCAUCGACUUCUGCAGGAGCAGCCCGUGCGGCGCGGGAGCCAAGUGCCAGAACGUCCCCGGCAGCUACAAGUGCCUCUGCCCGCGCCGCACCGUGGGCGACGCCUACUCCGACGGCUGCAAGCCUCCCGUCAUCUGCCUGGUGAACAGCGACUGCCCGACUCCGCCUUCUGCGGCGAAGAGGACAACGUGCCAAGUGCAAGGACGUGUGCGAGCGCGCGGAGUGCGGCCCCAACGCCGAGUGCGGCGCCGUCAACCACCGCGCCGUGUGCACCUGCAAGACCAGCUACGAGGCGACCCCAACGACCGCGUCACCGGCUGUCGCCCCUACCAGCCCAUCUGCAGCCGCAACACCGACUGCCCGCCGCAGACCAUCUGCGACGGAGGCCGCUGCAGACUCCAGGGCGUCACCUCGACCUUCUCCCCGACAGCGCCGUGCCAGAGCGACCAGGAGUGCGGCCUGACGGAGGCGUGCGUGCGGGGCCAGUGCAGCGACCUGUGCGACGAGGACGACGCGUGCGGCCUCAACUCCGCCUGCACGAUGAUCAACCACCGCCGCCAGUGCUCGUGCCCGCCGGGAUUCACGGGCAACGCGGAGACCGAGUGCUACGCGCGUGCCCACCACUGCCAGAGGAAUAACGACUGCCCCGCCGGGUUCCUGUGCAAGGCCGGCAUGUGCGCCCGCGCCUGCGCAGGGGACAACGAGUGCGCGCUCAACGAGAAGUGCGUCAGCGGAUCUUGCAUGCUGACCUGCCGCCUGGACAACGACUGCUUCCUGGGCCACAUCUGCCUGAACAACCUGUGCAUGAUCGGCUGCCGCGCCAACGAGGACUGCAUGUCGAGCGAGGCCUGCCUCAACAACCGCUGCACGGACCCCUGCGGCUCGUCGGCCGUCUGCGGCGCCAACGCGCUCUGCUCCGUCGUGAACCACCGCGCGCAGUGCUCGUGCCCCGAGGGCUUCAUCCCCAACCCGACGCCCAACGUGGCAUGCGUCCGCAAGCCAGCACCUGCGCCAUCAACUCCGACUGCGCCUCCGGCUUCCUGCCUGGACAACGAGCGCUGCGUCAGCACCGUCUGCCGCCCCACCUGUCGCCGCGACGACGACUGCAGCUCGGCGACCUCUGCAGCAACCUCAUCUGCGUCGCCGGCUGCCGCGCCGACACGCAGUGCCCGUCCACGCAGGCGUGCGUCAACAACAAGUGCAUCGACCCGUGCGCGUCGCCACCGCAUGCGGGGGCAAUGCGCGCUGCGCCGUCGAGGCCACCGCGUCAAGUGCGCGUGCCCGGACAACCUGGUAGGUGACCCCUACGUCAACUGCCGGCUGCCGGUCACGUCGUGCAGCGGCGACAGCGGCUGUCCCAGCGGCAUGACCUGCUUCUUCGGCACGUGCCGCCCCCUCUGCAAGGGCGACCAGGAAUGCUUCAACAACGAGCGCUGCGUGGGCGGCGUCUGCAAGGAGAUCUGCAGCUCCGACAGCCAGUGCGGCGCCGGCAACAUCUGCGAGGGGCGCCUGUGCAUCCUCGGCUGCCGCUCCGACUCGUCCUGCCCGACGGAGCAGUCGUGCAUCAACCGCCAGUGCCGAGACCCGUGCCAGGGCGCCACGCCUGCGGCACCUGUGCCCAGUGUCAGGUCGUCAGCCAUCGCGCGCAGUGCAGCUGCCCGCCACCGCCGUGGGCGACCCCUUCAUCGCCUGCACCACUCCCCCGCGCGCCUGCUCCUCCAACACCGACUGCGCCUUCCGCGGGUUCUGCCAGUCCGGCUACUGCACCAAGCAGUGCUCGUCCUCCGACCAGUGCAACUGCGGCGAGACGUGCAGCGACGGCCACUGCCACGCCCAGUGCGCGAGGACCAGGAGUGCGCCCAGGGCUUCCUGUGCCGCGGGGGCGUUUGGCUGCGUCAACCGCGAGUGCCAGGACCCAUGCGACGACGCCUGCGGGGACAACACCUACUGCCGCGUGUCGAACCACCGGCCGCUGUGCUUCUGCAACAGCGGCUACCGGGCGACCCCGUCAAGGGCUGCGAGGAGUACGAGUGCCUCAAGGACACCGACUGCGACUCUGAGCAGGUGUGCCUCAACCAGGAGUGCAAGAACCCCUGCCUGCAGGACACGUGCGGCACCAACGCGCGCUGCAGGGUGGUCAGCCACAGCGUGGAGUGCUCGUGCCCGCCCAACUUCUACGGCAACCCUCAGAUCGAGUGCAAGAAGGAGAUCAACGAGUGCCUCAACACGUGCGCCAACAACGCGCAGUGCAUCAACACCGUCGGCAGCUUCAUGUGCGAGUGCAACAACGGCUGCCAGGGAGACCCCUACCGCAGCGGCUGCCUGUGCCCGCAAGAGCAUGUGGACCCCUGCCUCCUCAUCUCGUGCGGCCAGAACGCCCUGUGCCGCAUCGUCACCCAGACAGAGGCCGAGUGCUACUGCCCCGACAGCCUGCCCAACGGCGACCCCUCGCCAAAUCCCUCCCCAAGGCCGCCCCCUCCCCCCUUCGCCUCCCCCGUCGCUCACCCCUUCGCCUCGCCCCCACAGGCACGGAGACUGCCGCAGACGGGGUGCGGGACGGCGGCGUCCUGCCUCAUCGACCGCGACGGAAGCUACGAGUGCCGGUGCCGACGCGGGUGGAGCGGCAACCCCUACGACGAAUGCGUCCUGCUGUUAAAUGCUUCGAUAUCUUUCCUAAAAGCGGACAUCUGUAGUGCAUUCAAAGCCGUGUCUCAAGUUCAGGUUGAAGGUGAUCUAUACAGCUAUACUCAGUGCACGCUUGACACAGACUGCCCGCCCACUCAGGCAUGUAUAAGUGGACAGUGUAAAGACCCCUGCACAGUGCGGGGGGCGUGCGGCGAGCGCGCACUCUGCCGGACCGUGGCGCACGCGGCGCAGUGCUCUUGCCCGCAGUGCUAUUCAGGCUUGCGAUCGAGCCCAGUCUCAGUGCUACGACCCCUGCGUCCGCGGAGGGGCGUUGUGUGA